AAAUCUUCGUUGAACAAAUGCUAUUUUUUCUCUUUACUUUCGAGGCGUAGGAAGAUAAAACACUCUCUCCGCUCCGUUUUCCGGCAAUCUUCUUCUUUCAGGUUGUGAUCAGUUGACUGAAUUAGCUCCUAAGUUGAUGAGAUGAUGAUGGGUCAAGGGUCAAAUAAUUUUGGAGGAUCUUCAAAUUUAUCAGCCUUAGCUCCUCCUUUUACUGUUACUGUUCACAAACCCCUUGUUGAUUUAACUGAACCAACUGCUUCUUAUUUCACUACGCGCAAUUGGGCGUCCAAUUCGAGACCUGAUUACGAUUCUAAUGCAUAUAAUAUGUUUUCCUCCAAUUCGGACCCUCGUGUUUCGAUCUCGACUGAUGCUGUUUUGUCCGGCCAAAAAUCGGCUAGUGUUCUUGAGGCUAAACCUUAUUAUCCGUCUUAUGCGAUGGGAAAUGAUUGUUCCUUAGGAGUUUCUAGUUAUUCUGGCUAUGAUUUGCUGUCUACUUCUGGCGUUGCGACGUCUAUUGGUUCCACGCAUGAGGAUUAUGGUCAAAGCUUGUCUGGUCAGUGGAGUGGCAUGUGGGAUUGCCUUACUGAAUGUCAGCAGAGUGAACCAAUGCAGCUUCAUGAGAUUUUCGGCCCAAAAGAGAGUUCCAUGAAUCAAGGAUUUUAUGCAUCUGACAGCAGAAGCAAAUAUGAAGAAGCUUCUAUAAGAAUUGAUAAAGUUGCUGAGUCUGCAGGAAAAGGAAAGUUGGAUUAUAAUUCCUUUCCAGGAAAAAAUAGUAAGCUCGUACCUACUGAUUAUCCAACGCCUACAAGCAUGGCAUCCACUUUACCAUUUCCAGAAACCUGUCCUCAGGUAUCAUCUAUAAAAACUGUUAAUUCCUGGAACCAGAAGUGGCCAUACCAGUUCCAGAAACCAUCAGUUACUUCACAUGAAAGACUUGUCCAUGAAAAACUCUUGACAAGGGAUGAUGCUAGUUCAAGAGCUAUUGGAACAGUCAUGAAUUCUUCCCCUGCUGUUGUCAUUAAACCACCAGUAUACGGUACAAAUUCAUUUAUAAAUAAAAAUUCUAGGAGUGAUGGAGAUAUUAAAGAUUUUUCUGGCAAUAAUCCAUCUGUUAUGGUGGAGCCUCGUCCAUUUGUAACUUCCAAAGGCAAUGUUUUUUAUGAUCCCAGCCAAGUCAGCUUCCACCUAGGAAAAGCUGAUCGAGUUACUGCAGAUUUUUCCUCAGCAAUAAAUGAAGUUUUUUCAAGCAAUCAAAGUGUUCCUAUGGACACUUUUGAUCAUUUUGCUGGGACACAAGGCUCGUCCAAGGAGGGUGUUUGCUUUACCCACAAAGUUCCGAAUACAAGUCUAGAUGGAUUAAGCUUAGUGGACAAAACUGAAGCCAUCGAUCCUGUAAAAGAUUAUAAUGAAUGUCUGGAUCAUCACAAUCCUGCUGUGGAUUCACCAUGCUGGAAAGGGGCUCCGUUUUCUAAUUUUUCUCAGCUUGAAGAUUCCGAGUCAGUCUCUCCGCGAAAUAGGAAAAAGUUAGAAGCUUGCAGAUCUUUAGACCGUCAAGGUUAUCAAACUUUCACUGUUAGUUGCAAUGAUGCUGUAAAAAUUUCACCUGAAAAAACAAAUGAAAAGCCAAUGCAACAUGGUGGUUGGGUUCUAGAAAAUCAUUUAAGUCCAUCCAUGACAAGACCUUUGGUUGGCCAUAUGUUUCAUAGAGAAGAAAUCGGUCCUAAUGCGAAUGGAGCUGAUCACAGAAAAUCGAGCCCGUUCCAUCAGGUUCAGAGUGCUGAUGAUACCUUAUAUAACAAAUCGUUUGAUACUUCUGAUAGUAAACUACCCGACAAUGAGCAACAAAGUUGUGAAGGGUGUAAAUGGACAACUGAAAGUAAUUGUGCUCCAGUUAUUGGUGCUGCUGAUUUUAAUAUGAAUAUGAAAGACGAUCCUGAUGACUGUUCGUAUCAUGUGCCGUUCCAGGCAAUAGAAAAUGUAUUAUAUUCACCACCUUCUGCAGACAGUGCUUCUGGUAUGCCAAAUAAAGUUCAUGGGAGAGAUGCAACACAGAAGACAUAUGUUAAAACACUGAUUGACACAAUGCAGAACUUGUCAGAAUUGCUUGUAUUUCAUUUUUCAAAUGAUAUAUGUGAACUGAAGGAAGAAGAUUCUGAGGCUCUUAAAGAUGUUAUCGGUAAUAUUGAAUCGUGUAUGUUAAAGAAAGUGGAGAAAAUGAACUCACCCUAUGAUUCAAAAGUUCCUGAAAGAGCUAUUUCUCAACCUUCUGAGAAGUCCUCUAAGCUUCAGAAGGGCACAAAUGAGAAUGGCUUUAUGAUAUCCAAAACUGAUCCUUUUAACUUUCAAGCCUCAUUCAAAAGUCAGCAUGUUGACGAGGAGGAUAAUGUUGCUUCUGGAAAUAAUGAUCAGAAAUUGCCUAAUUAUGUUUAUGUCGGAUCUGAUGCAAACAUAAUGAAAGUUGAUAACCCAGCCCAGGCUAUAAAGAAGGCUCUUGCUGAGAAUUUUCAUGAUGAGGAAGAGACAGAGCCACAAGUUCUUCUGUACAAGAAUCUUUGGCUUGAGGCAGAAGCUUCAUUGUUUUAUGCAAGUUGUAUGGCUCGCUUUAAUCGAAUGAAGAGCGGGAUGGAGAAAUGCGACUCUCCAAUCACUACUGAAACAUCUGAGGAUGAGGACAAGCCCUCGAGGUCCAAAUUUUCUUCUGAACCAUGCACAAGUUUCGAGAUGGCAUCUAAUGCUAACCAUAUCCAUCUUCCAGAUAUUUCAAUUCCGGAGUCAUCGUCUAUGUUAAUCAAAAGCGGCUAUGAUGAUGAUGUUGCUGCUAGGUUUCAUAUCUUAAAAUGCCGGGUCAACAGCUCUGAUGCUGUGAAAACUUCAUUGGCGGACAAAAUUUUGGGUUCUGCAGGUAAGAUGUGUAGUUCUCAAGUUUCUCUAGGUCCGGACAACGUUGAAUGGGUUGCACGCGAGAAGAAAGAUGGCCAAAAGCCAGACAUAUGCAGCCAGGAUUCCCCAGUUUUGAGUUCAACUAAUCAUGUAGAUGAUAUUGAAGCUUCAGUUAUGGCAAGAUUUCGUAUCCUCAAAGACCGGGGUGACAAUUCUACUUCCUUGAAUAGGCAAGAACCUGGAACAGAAAGUGCUGACCUGGAAUAUGCUGGUUUGCGAGGGUGUUGGGCAACUGGUACAGAUAGAUCAGAGGACGGUAUUCUGGAUUUAAAUAUGGAGCCUCUCUCGCGACAUCAUGAUCGUAACCCUACUGAAGAAGAACUGACUGUCGAGAAAUCCCGUUUCACUGUCAAGGAUUGCCCAUCUCGCAUUAUUGACAAGCCUGGGGAUCAAUCUCAAACUGGUUUCGGUGAUGGCUCUUCAGAUUGGGAGCAUGUCCUGUUGGAGGAACUUGGAUGCCCGAAUUCUUGAAUCUGGAGCGAUAUCCUUAAUGUUUGUCAUGUCGAUGAUGGAUAAUGUGUUUCGGCUUUAAUGUGAUGUAUAUAAUGUGAUUGGACAUCCAUUUGAUUGGGUUUCUUGUAGAAGUGUUGAAUGCUCUGUUUGUAUGUAUAAAGCUUUUAAGACAUUCGGCAUGUCACUGAACUAUAAGUAAAUGUCUACUUUCAGGCCCUUGUAAAAUGCUGAUUCUCUUGUACGUAAA
Molecule: messenger RNA, 3640 nt
Organism: Mercurialis annua (annual mercury)
Lineage: Eukaryota; Viridiplantae; Streptophyta; Magnoliopsida; Malpighiales; Euphorbiaceae
Exons: 6
Coding region: 142-3411 (1089 amino acids)
Source: RefSeq, a predicted model, not a curated record